Messenger RNA from Fragaria vesca subsp. vesca, 1738 nucleotides. RefSeq names its product F-box protein At3g07870-like. Lineage: Eukaryota; Viridiplantae; Streptophyta; Magnoliopsida; Rosales; Rosaceae. Gene Ontology annotation, molecular function: protein binding. Bases 176 to 1450 code for a protein of 424 amino acids. The record is from RefSeq and is a predicted model, not a curated record. The transcript has 3 exons.
CCUUUUAACCCUAAAAACUCUGUCACGGCGGCUGACCUUUUCCUCACACCCAAAUCAGGUUUCUGCGGCUCGGUUAAGAUUACUUUCUGGCUGGAUUCGCUCGGGUGAGAGGAAUUAGAACGACCCACUAGCUGUAUCCUAGGAAUUUUGUUUGAAAUUGAACUGAGAGAGGAAAAUGCCAAGAAAAAAGAAUCCCAGGAAAAAAGGAAAAUGGAAACCCAAAUGUGCUUUCGAUAUGGAGCAACUUCCUCAAGCUCUAGUAAUGGACAUUCUUUCAAGGCUUCCAAUCAAGAGCCUCUGCAAUUGCAAAUACGUUUGCAAAGAAUGGCUUCACAUGAUUCAUGGCCCUGAAUUUGCUCGGCUACACCUUCAAAGAUCACCCAUCAGCAUCUUGAUCAAGACCUCGCCUCCUAGAAGAGAACAAAGCAAACUUGAUUUAAUCCAUGUAGAAAGUGAUGGGUCUGAUAUGCGAGUGGACAGAAUGAGAUUUGCUCCCCUGAAUAGCAUACCUUGCUAUCUUUUUCAAGUGGAUUUGAUGAAUUCAUGCAAUGGUCUCCUUUGUUUGACUGAGUCUAAGCGAGAUGGUUCCUUGUAUGUGUGCAAUCCUAUAUUGGGUCAGUACAUUAGCAUUCCUUGUCCUGAUAAGAAUAGAUAUUACUCUUGCAAUUUUACGGCAAUUGGUUUUAGCGCCAAGACUAAGGAAUACAAGGUGGUGCAAACAAGUUUCAGGGAAUACAACCGGAGUGAGCCUGUGGCUCACAUAUACACCAUUGGCACAGGAGUUUGGAGAAGUCUUGGAAAGCCCCCUAGAGGUGGCCGAAUUCCAUUUGAUUCUUUUCUGCAUGGAACUCUUCAUUGGAUUCCCUAUGCAAGCUAUAACUAUACUCCUCAAUCUAUACAAUCUUUUGACUUUGAAAGAGAAGAGUUUCGACCACUACCAUUGCCCCCAGUAAGCCUGAAGAAAUCCGGCCAAUAUGAUGGUUUCGGGUUGGGAGUCUUGAAAGGUUGUAUUUUAUCAUGUGUGUUUGAAAGUAAUCAAUGUAAGGGUAGGAGUCAAGGGACAGUUGACAUGUGGAUUAUGAAGGAUUAUGGUGUUCAAGAGUCUUGGACCAAAAUUCUUGUCAUCGAAAACUUGUAUCCAGACAGUUCAUAUAAACCAAUUAUGUUCUUGAAUGAUGUGGAAAUCCUAAUGAGGUACAGACGGUCUGUGGUAUACUAUGAUCAAGAAACAAAAAGUCUCAAACGAACUCGCAUUGUUCAGACUCAGUCUGAGUUUGAGGCAUUUGGUUUUUGUCCUUGUUUUGUUUCACUCCAUGAUGUUUCAAAAGGAGAGGAGGUGAAAAGGAUAAGAGACAAGCAUCAAGCUUACAAUAUCCUGCUGGGUAGAGGGAGCAGUGAUAGUGCUUGUUCCAGCGUGCCACCUAAUCACAAGUCCAAAAAGCUUAACUGAGGCUGGACUGCUUUUGAAGAGGGUCUUUUGGAAGCCACAAAUUCAUGUGAGUUGUCUUAGCCCAUGAGUUAUAUCUCUUGAUGAUACUUGAGUUAGCUGUGUGAAGUUUAUCGCAUUGCUGGACAAUUUGUAUUACAAAUGACUUCAUCUUGUUCUAUAGAUCUUGCCAAUGUACCAGUUUCUCAGUUCCUAAUUAGUAGAAAAUAUAUGCAACAUUGCCAAAGUAUAAAGACCAUUUUCUUGGGAGUGUUGAAUUGUUACUAUUUUAAGUGCAGGUUGGUUUUUAUC